Molecule: messenger RNA, 2530 nt
Organism: Labrus bergylta (ballan wrasse)
Lineage: Eukaryota; Metazoa; Chordata; Actinopteri; Labriformes; Labridae
Source: RefSeq, a predicted model, not a curated record
UUCUCAGCUAACUAGUUUUUCUGAAAUGUAAUUUUCGGACAACGGGAGGUCAUAUUUUUUUGCGGGUAUUUGUGGAUAAUAUUUUGAAUGAUUUCAACAAGAAGACAAAGGACAAAGAGGAAAUACGAUGUCUUGGUCGCGUCCCCUGCUUUUCUCUCUGCUCGUCUGCUUUGGUGAUUUUACUUCAGCUCAGAUAAAAUACUCGACUCCAGAGGAAGUUAAAGUGGGAACUAUCAUUGGAAAUGUUGCCAAGGAUUUGGGCCUUGAAGUCAGUACCUUGACAAACCGGCGUUUUCGCAUUGUGCACGGAGCUCAUGACGAGCGAUUCGAGGUAAACCCGAACAAUGGGGUUUUGUAUGUUCAUAAGAAUCUCGACAGGGAAGAGAUGUGCGAUAAAGAUGGAGCUUGUUUAAAGGAUCUGAAAAUUGUUGUGGAAAAUCCACUUGAGAUCCAUUAUGUCACUGUGGAAAUCACAGAUGCUAACGACCAUGUACCGACUUUUGUCGAGAAAGAAAAGGUUAUAGAAAUAGCAGAAAACACUUUUCCAGGAGCUCGAUUUCAAUUACCAGGUGCCCUUGAUCCAGAUAUUGGAGUAAACUCCGUCCAACGGUACAAGCUGAGUCAAAACGAUCAUUUCAAUCUAGAAAUACGAGAUAGGGACGAUGAUAAAAUUCCCUUUUUAGUGUUGCAGAGGCAGCUUGACAGAGAGCAGAAAACAACCCAUAGCUUGAUUUUAACAGCUAUAGAUGGAGGCACACCGUCAAAAUCAUCUAAUCUUAAUCUUACAAUAAAUGUUCUUGAUAUCAAUGACAACAGACCGACUUUUUCUAAAGAGGUUUAUUCUGUGACAUUGCAAGAAAAUGUUGCAUUGGAUACUUUUGUGAUAAAAGUGAAUGCAACCGAUCUCGACGAGGGAACUAAUGGGGACGUCGAAUAUUCAUUUGGGGGCGAUAUUAAUUCAAAGGUGCUUGAUCUAUUUAAUCUAGACAGACACACAGGCGAAAUUAUAGUUAAGGGACACAUCGACUAUGAAACUGCUGAUGUUUUCAAGUUAAACGUUCAAGCUUCUGACAGAGGUCAACCUCCGAUGACAACGGAUUGUAGAGUUAUAAUAAAAAUUCAAGAUUUCAACGAUAACAGACCAGAAAUCGAAGUUACAUCCAUAUCUAGCAUGGUUCCAGAAAAUGCAAAACAUGGGACCGUGGUUUCUCUUAUUAGUAUAACAGACCGUGAUUCUGGUCUCAAUGGCAAAGUAAAAUGCUCUCUGUCUGGGGAUGUACCAUUUGAAUUAAAACCGUCAUUUAAAGAAAACAUGUAUUCAUUGGUGACAAAAGAAACACUGGACAGGGAAACAGUGUCCCAUUAUGACAUUUCAAUAACAGCUACAGACUAUGGUGAGCCGCCACUGUCCGCAUUUAAGACAUUAAGUAUUCAGGUGUCAGACGUGAACGACAACAUCCCGGAGUUCUCACAAAGUCCACUGGAAUUAUAUUUAACAGAAAAUAAUGCUCCUGGAGAAUCAAUAUUUUCAGUGAGUGCUGUUGACAAAGACUUGAACGAUAAUGCUGCAGUAUCCUAUCGUAUAACUAGAGGGGGUGGCGGUCAUAAUGAUAUGGCAUCUUUUCUGAAUAUAAACCCUGAAAAUGGACAAAUAACCGCGCUGAAAGGUUUCGACUUUGAAACAGUGAAAACGUUCCAGUUCCAAGUUGUGGCCACAGAUUCUGGAACUCCGUCACUAAGCAGCAACGUCACAGUGAACGUGUUCAUUCUGGAUCAGAACGACAACGCUCCAGUCAUCCUGUAUCCAGUCAGCUCCAACGGUUCUGCUGAAGGUGUGGAGGAGAUUCCCCGCAAUGUGAACGCAGCACACUUGGUGACUAAAGUCAGAGCCUAUGACGCUGAUAUAGGAUAUAACGGCUGGUUACUGUUUUCACUGCAGGAAGUGACUGAGCACAGUCUCUUUGCUUUGGACCGCUAUACAGGACAGAUCAGAACACUUCGCUCAUUCACAGAGACAGACGAGGCUGAGCAGAAACUGGUCAUACUGGUCAAAGACAAUGGAAACGUUUCCCUCUCUGCAACAGCUACUGUCAUUGUCAAAGUUGUGGAGCCCAAAGAGGCUUUUGCUGCUUCUGAUGUUAAAAGUGCAACAAACGAUGAUGAGGAGAGUAAUGUCACUUUUUAUCUCAUGAUAACUUUGGCCUCAGUUUCAGCACUUUUUCUCAUCAGCAUCAUCGUGCUCAUUGCAAUGCAGUGCUCCAAAUCCACAGACUACACUUCCAAAUAUCUACAAGAGACUAAUUAUGACGGGACACUGUGUCACAGCAUCCAGUACAGAUCUGGAGACAAACGCUACAUGUUAGUGGGACCCAGAAUGAGUAUAGGAUCUACUAUAGUCCCGGGCAGCCAUGCUAACACACUAGUGCUCCCUGACAGGAGGAGAACAUCUACUGAGGUAAGAAUUUCAAGAAAGAUUAAAUCCUUAUUUCUUUUAAUUAAUUUAAGUCAUUUUUUUUACAUAUGUAUUUGA